Amoebophrya sp. A25 is the source of this 776-nucleotide messenger RNA. The record is from the annotation of a GenBank genome assembly. NCBI's taxonomy places the organism in Eukaryota, Dinophyceae, Syndiniales, Amoebophryaceae.
CUACAUCAUCAGGGAUGCUUGAUAAUAAGUUGGCUAAGAAUGGUGCACUCCUACUAGAAGUGGUGCAAUCGAUGCGCAGAGUCGUGCAACAGCGUGUUAAGCAUGUAAAGCAUUGUAGAGGUAGUCUGGACUGACCGGACACGACGAUAAGCUGUUGCCAAAAUCUUCUGCUGCUGGUCUAGAACUGUAAAAAGCCUGGCCCAGAGGAUUGCUGGCUGUCCAAUUUGGGUACAAUGCUGCCACCUCUGUGAUGAAAUUUUGGUAACUGCCGUCACUGCCGGAGGGGGAUAGAUUUUUCGCCUGGCAGACUCCCGGAAACUUUCACCGCUCUUGCACGACUCUGCGCAUCGAUCGCAGCACUUCUAGUUGGCAUAUUGUGUAACUAACUAGACAAAAUGCAAAGAAUGGUGAAACUUUUCGUAUCUAUAAACUUUGGCCUCGGACCGCUUCAGGGACUGAUUCAUCUGACCAGUGAUUGAGGAUAGUCAUUUGAGAUGCACACAUGACAUAAAGAAAUGAAUGUUCUUGUGAAGGAGCAACUAAGAAAAAGUAAUCGAGUAUAAGCAAAUAACUGAAUGACGAAUCUGAACAUAGAAAGUCUUGAUUGUUUUGUUUGAUUUGAUAGCUCUAGUAAUAAAAUUCCAAUAACAAUUUCCGAAAAACACUUGUAUAAAUCGAGAAAGCGCACAGAGAUAAGCACGCAGAUUGUAAAAAAGGAUAGAUAUUCGUACGAAACUUGGAGCUUGAAAAAAAUGUAACAUGAACAAGAGAUGAAA